Messenger RNA from Salvia miltiorrhiza (redroot sage), 1632 nucleotides. Its product is annotated as histone acetyltransferase of the MYST family 2-like. Lineage: Eukaryota; Viridiplantae; Streptophyta; Magnoliopsida; Lamiales; Lamiaceae. The record is from RefSeq and is a predicted model, not a curated record. The transcript has 9 exons. Bases 85 to 1404 code for a protein of 439 amino acids. Gene Ontology annotation, biological process: regulation of DNA-templated transcription. Gene Ontology annotation, molecular function: histone acetyltransferase activity.
AUAAAUAAAUAAAUUAAAAAAGAGGGGACGAAUUUAGAAUUUUUAAGAACUCACUACUUUAUUUUUUUUCGCCCAAUCUGCAAAAUGGUUUCAAUUGACACCACAAAUUCCACCACCGCCAAUGGCCAUGCCGCUGCCAAAGCAGCCGUGGCUGAUGCGGCCACCGCUCCUCCGGCGCCGGAGUCCAACGGUUCUCAGCCGGAGUUCGACGCAUAUCGGAGAAGGAAAUCGACGCUUUUGCCUUUGGAGGUCGGUACGCGCGUCAAUUGCCGGUGGCGCGACGGCAAGUACCACCCUGUGAAGGUUAUCGAGCGCCGCAAGCUUUUCUCCUGUGGAGCCAACUAUUAUGAGUACUAUGUUCACUACACUGAAUUCAACCGCAGGCUUGAUGAAUGGGUAGACCUUGAUCAACUUGAUCUCGGCUCUGUAGAAACUGAUGUGGAUGACAAGGUUGAGGACAAGGUAACAGGCUUGAAAAUGACGCGUCAUCAGAAACGUAAGAUUGAUGAAACACAUAUAGAGGGCCACGAGGAGCUUGAUGCUGCUAGCUUGCGAGAACAUGAAGAAUUUACCAAAGUUAAAAAUAUUGCAACAAUUGAACUUGGAAAAUAUGAAAUUGAGACCUGGUACUUUUCCCCAUUUCCACCCGAAUACAAUGACUGUACAAAGCUGUUCUUUUGUGAAUUUUGCCUGAAUUUCAUGAAACGCAAAGAACAGCUUCAAAGGCACAUGAAGAAAUGUGAUCUUAAGCAUCCUCCUGGUGAUGAAAUAUAUCGAAAUGGGACCUUGUCAAUGUUUGAGGUUGAUGGCAAAAAGAACAAAAUUUAUGGGCAGAACCUUUGUUAUUUGGCCAAGUUGUUUCUUGAUCACAAGACCUUGUACUAUGAUGUAGACCUCUUUUUAUUUUAUGUUCUAUGUGAAUGUGAUGAUCGGGGGUGCCACAUGGUGGGCUACUUCUCCAAGGAGAAACAAUCAGAGGAGUCUUAUAACUUAGCUUGUAUUCUCACUCUUCCUCCUUAUCAGAGAAAAGGCUAUGGGAAGUUCCUGAUUGCAUUUUCUUAUGAACUUUCAAAGAAGGAAGCCAAAGUUGGAACACCAGAACGACCCCUUUCAGACCUGGGCCUAUUGAGCUAUCGUGGAUACUGGACACGUGUUCUUCUAGAUAUACUGAAAAAACACAAAGGCAAUAUCUCCAUUAAGGAGCUCAGCGACAUGACGGCCAUCAAGGCAGAGGAUAUAUUGACUACCCUUCAGAGCUUAGAGUUGAUCCAAUACCGGAAGGGACAGCACGUGAUAUGCGCGGACCCAAAGGUUUUAGAUCGUCAUCUCAAAGCUGCUGGCCGAGGCGGUCUUGAUGUCGAUGUCAGUAAAUUGAUUUGGACUCCGUAUAAAGAGCAGAACUGAUCUCAAAUCUAAUGGAUGGAAGCCCCAUUUCCCCCCUUUUCUCACUCCAGUUGAAACUGUAUAUAAAACUCCACCUUUGUUAACGUACUAGAAUUUUCUUAUCAGAAAUUGUCAAAUGUCUUGAUAUAGCAAUUUAUGAGAGUGUAUGCAUCUUAAUUACUAUAUACUCUUAUUGUUUCUUUCUCUAGUCAUAGUUGAUUAAACUUAGAUGGUGAUAUAUUUGUCUCC